Bradysia coprophila is the source of this 757-nucleotide messenger RNA. Its product is annotated as ras-like GTP-binding protein RhoL. Gene Ontology annotation, molecular function: GTP binding; GTPase activity. The record is from RefSeq and is a predicted model, not a curated record. NCBI's taxonomy places the organism in Eukaryota, Metazoa, Arthropoda, Insecta, Diptera, Sciaridae. Gene Ontology annotation, biological process: small GTPase-mediated signal transduction.
CCAUGUUAUAUCACAAAAACUCCCAUUAUCAGUUUUCGGUGAAAAAUAAUGUAAAGAACAAGUCAAUUGACAUUACAUCCAUUCGAAAAACGGUAUCCAGUUGCACGGAAUGAAUAAUAUUAUAAAUCUUGUUAUUGUUGGCGAUAGUACAGUCGGAAAAACAUGUUUACUAUUUGCAUAUACCAAUAAGGGCGGCUUCAAUUCACUCUACGAACCAACAAUAUACGAGAGAGAAGAGUCUGAAUUGGUAUUGGACGGUCAGAGAUAUUUCAUAAAAUUACAUGACACGGCCGGCCAGGAAGACUUUGAUCGUUUGAGGCUGGUAAUAUAUAAGGACACUGAUGUAUUCAUUUUAUGCUACAGCAUGGACAAUCGUACGUCGUUCGAGAAUAUUUUUAGCAAAUGGUAUCCCGAAUUGUUGCCCUAUAACAAGCCUAUUAUCUUAGUAGGAACGAAAAGUGACAUUCAAGGACCAAAUAUCAUUAAGGUGGAUGAGGCAGAAAUUCUCAGACGAAAAAUUCGAGCCAGUGCAUUGUUGAUGUGUUCAGCUAAGGAUUAUCACAACAUAAACGAAGUGAUUUACACGGCCGUCAGAGCAAUAAAUGAGGAAUUACCGCCUCAGGAAGAGGAUUCGAGUACAUUUUCGUGUUGCAAUUGUUUUUGAAAUUGAUUUUCGUUUAGAAAAUUUUGUUUUACUUUUCGAAAGAGGAAAUUAAAUAAAUCUGUAAAAGAGAUGGGGUCGUUGAUGACUACAAUA